AUGUGGAAUAAAAGCGAGGACCCACUGGACUAUAGCUACAGAGAGCAACGUGGAGAAAGAUCUUUCGCCAGCAAUGUAAAGAUUGAAUUCCCACAGCCAUUUUCUGGUGAGGAAAAACAAAGUUUCCCCUGCUGGGCCAGACAAUAUGAAGUAGCAGUGAAGGCGCUGGUUGGAGGUACGGGCAGUAACUUUGACUAUGAACUGGUGAGGAUUUUACCCACGCGGCUGACAAAUGCUGCUUUUCUUCUAUGGGAUAGCUUACCAACUGCCGUUCAGGCGGAUUACGAUCAGGUGAAAGAAAAAUUGCAAGAAGCUUUUGGACAAAAACGUUUUCUAGACUGUUUCAGAGCAAACAUCUCUGCCCGCCUCCGUGCUCCCGGAGAGAGUCUGGAAGUAUAUGCAGCAGACAUAAGCAAACUCGUUCAAGAGGCAUUCCCAGGCUACGGGGAUAUAGCUCAGAAAGAGGAGAAAUUUCGCAGAUUUCUGGCUGGACUCGACCCGGCUCUGAGAGCUAAAUGUCAUGAGCAGGGAGCGACUGAGUUGGAGGAGGCCCUGACUAUCGCUGGCCGGUGUGAGAUGGCAAGAGAGGCAUUAAGGAUGGACUAUGUCAGCACGCAGGUGCACCAGCCUCCCACAGGAAGUGGUAAAGCGGCCAUGGUGCACUCCAUAUCCGAUGAUGGUGGUGGUUUGUAUAGGACUAUAGACAGACUGACUGCAGAUGUGCGGGAAAUGAGGAUGGAAAUGAAACGAAUGGCAGAGGAAAACACCCGACUGCGAUUCAGCUACUGGAAAGAUGAACAGCGAGCACCUCAUCCAGUACGGGGAAGUCAGUGUCAGUGUACUUGUGGGGAGCAAGGCUGUCGGUCCCGCACAUGGGGUCAACAGAGAGGGCGCUCUCCUGACCGUGGAUAUGAGCAAAGAGGGCGUUCACCUGACCGCGGCUGGCGCGAGCGGCGCGCAGAAGGAGGGCCGAGAGAGAAACAGGACUAUUGGGGCCCCUACAACAACCGAGCUAAUUCCCCAAGUUGGCGGGGUCCAAAAUCUGCUAGGAGCCCCUCUAAUGAGGAAACACAGAGACGGCGAGCCCUGCACAAGCGACCCUUAACGGCGGAUUUUAUUGCUGCACGGGCGGUGAAUGGACAGUGGCUCGACACACUGGGCACUAUAACAGUUACCCUGCGUCUGGACAAGACUUACCGGCAGCAGGUUUUCCACGUUAUUAGGGGGUCCACACAAACAGCCCUACUGGGCUUGGACUUUCUUGUCGCAAAUCACGCCCUCCUGGAUUAUGCCCGGGGCCAACUACACCUAUGGGACACUGUACUUCCACUCCUGAGUGGCAAAGACCUGAUUCCGGAGUGUUGCAAUGUUUCCAUCGCCACUGUAGUGACACUGCCCCCCCUCAGCGAGAUGCUGGUGCCUGACGGAGUUACCACUGCCCGUGUGUUGAACCCUACAAAUCAGGACAGUAUACUGAGAAAAGGCGUGCACCUGGGGGAGUUUUUCUUCAUGGAUGAGGCAGAAACUGUGACACUUCCUCAGGGUCCAACCGAGACCGUCUCGGCCAUUUCAUCUAGUGAGAGAGAGGAAAUAGACAGGCAGGUGACUGCCCUGUUGGCGGACGGAGUGAUUGAGGACAGUUGCAGCCCAUGGGCCUCGCCCGUGGUCCUUGUAAAGAAGAAGAAUGGUGAGUGGAGAUUCUGCAUUGAUUAUCGUCGUCUGAACAGUAUAACCGUGAAAGAUUCUCAUCCGCUCCCCUGGGUGGAUGAGACCCUGGAUGCGCUGGCGGGCUCCCUGUGGUUUAGCACAUUGGACUUCACUAACGGAUAUUGGCAGGUCAAGGUCGCUGAGGGAGACAGGGAGAAAACUGCCUUCACCACGGGCCGAGGCCUCUACCAGUGGCGGUCUAUGCCGAUGGGCCUUCCUAACUCACCUGCAACAUUUCAGCGCAUGAUGGAGCUGGUACUCAGAGGGCUCCCAUGGCAAGUGUGUAUGGUGUACCUUGAUGACGUUUUAAUAUACAGCCCCACCUUUGAGGCCCAUCUCACCAGUUUGCGUGAAAUUUUCUCCAGGAUCCAUGCAGCUGGCCUCAGGCUGAAUCAUAAGAAAUGUCAUCUGGCUCGAGAUCAUGUACUGUUCCUGGGACAUGUUGUUUCUCGCCACGGCUUACAGCCCGACCCUCGAAACACGGACAAAGUCAGAACCUGGCCGACCCCACAGAACCCAACUGAAGUGAGAGCUUUUGUGGGGCUUUGCUCUUACUACAGACGCUUUGUUACAAACUUUGCCCAGUGUGCAGCCCCUCUACACCGCCUCACCUGCAAAGACACACCUUUUAAAUGGACAAGUGAGUGUGACACAGCCUUUGAGUACCUGAAGGGGGUGCUUUCAUCUGCUCCAAUUGUCAUCAUGCCUGACUUUAACACUCCUUUUAAGGUGUACACAGAUGCCUCCUUGGAAGCAGUGGGGGCGGUGUUGGCUCAAGAUAAGGACGGACUGGAGCGAGUGGUGUCAUACGCUAGCCAAGCACUCAGUUCCCCAGAAAAGCGCUGGUCUACAUUCGACAGAGAGCUAUGGGCCGUAGUGUGGGCUACACGACAAUUCAGACACUACAUAGGAUCAGCUGCCUUUACCAUCAUAACUGAUCACAAGCCGCUGUUGGGCCUGCGUGGCAUGUCAAUUGACAAGGAUCCCACGGGACGCAGAGCAAGAUGGAUACUGGAACUGGACCCUUACAACUGGAGUAUGCAGCACAAAGACGGCAAACGGCAUACUAAUGCUGAUGCAGUCUCACGGCGUCCUCAAAACCCUGAGCCUAGUGUGGUAAACACAGGUGAGAAAACCACACACGUGAAUGUCAUAGGCUCAGAUAUAGAGCCCAGCGUUCCCCAACCACUCACUCAACUGCUACAAACACCCACCCGAAAACCCCCGACCUUUGACCUACGUACUGGGGCGCAGCAUGUGGAGAACAGCAGUGGGGCGCAGGACUUGUCGUUCAAACAUGCACUUUCACAUGAUGGAACGGAACUGAGGGGGCUACAACGGGCCGACCCAGAUAUUAAUCAGGUGUUGGACUGGAUGGAAAGAUGUGGCUCUCGGCCAUCUAAGGGGCAGAUGAGAGGUAGUUCCCGGUGGCUUUGAAAAUUAUGGACUGAAUAUCCCCGCCUCUCUGUUGUUAAUGGACUACUCUGCAGGACGGUGAACUCUCCCCUCACCGGAGAUCCUCUGUGUCAGGUUGUCAUGCCCUCCUUGCUUAUCUCUGAUUUGCUGCAGCAUCUACAUGGGGGCUCUGCAUCGGCACAUUUCUCAGUGGAACGAGUGUGGGAACGUGCAAGGGAAACUUGCUACUGGCCGUUCAUGUUUAAAGAUAUUCAGCGGUGGUGUGAACAGUGCAUCCCAUGUCAAACACGCAAGGCACCAGUGCCUAAGCAUCGGGCACCGAUGGGGAGCGUUCAUGCAACUCGGCCACUUCAGAGAGUAGCAACGGAUAUUCUUGAACUGCCAGUGACUUCUAAGGGAAAUAGAUAUGUGUUAGUAGUGGAAGACUACUUUACCAAGUUUGUGAAUCUCUAUGCUCUCUCUGACCAGACAGCACGAUCAGUAGCACAGUGUUUGUUUGAUGACUAUGUGAUGGUGCAUGGUGUCCCUGAAACGAUUCAUAGUGAUCAGGGGUGGCAGUUUGAAGCCGAGAUUGUUCAAAUACUGUGUCAGCUCCUGGGAAUUAAGAAGACACGCACUGCACUUUAUAAUCCCAAAUCGGACGGAAUGGUUGAACGCUUUAACCACACUCUGUUCGACCAACUGGCCAAAUCGCUGCUCGCCUGCGGUGGUGAGUGGGAUGAUUAUCUGAAACAGGUGGCUUUCGCCUAUAACACAUCUGUGCAUGCCUGCACCAACUACAGUCCGUACUAUCUACUUCACGGACGAGAGGCUCGUGUUCCAGUGGAUGUGUUGGUGCCGUCUCAUUUAGUGCGUUCGGACUUGCCUCUUUCUCAUGCUGACUUUGUGGCCUCUUUAGCAGAGAGGCUGGAGACUGCUUUCGCUGGUGCCCGGCACAGUGGCGCCAACGCUCAAGCAAAAACUGUACCAUGAUGGAACCGUGCGUCACCGGCUGUAUGCAGUAGGAGAUCUGGUAUGGCUAAGUAAUCCGACAGAGGACAGGAUGAAACUUGCUCCCCACUGGAAGGGGCCCUAUAGGGUCCUGUCUGUGUUGGACUCUCAGGGAGAACCUGGACUUAACUAUCAUAUUGGCAACCCUUUGGAGUUUGAUGGACGGGGCCAGGUCGUCCUUUAUGAUAGACUAAAACCAUACACGCUACCAAUGGUUGCUGGUUUUUCAAGUGGCCUGCCUGCUUCUCCUAGUCAGGCUCCCUCUUUGCUGGACAAGGGGUCACUAGAGAGGGGUGCUGCGGCUGACGAGCUGUUGAUCUCUGGUGACACAGGGACUGUUCAGAUUACAGGCACCAGAGAGCCACUACAAAUUGUUUCUCGUUCUGGGAGGAAUGUUAGACAACCAAGUCGUUUCAAGGACUUUGUCACCUUUGGUUAGCAGUUUAGAAAGGGAAGGAACAUUAAACAGCACGAACAGGGGAAUAUUACAGUUGGACUUUCAGUUGGACAUUGUCAAGGUCACUUAACAUGUUUCUUACUGUAAUGGCACAUGUUUCAUCUGUGUACAGUAUGUCUGGAGGCUAUGGUGUAUCAGGAUUUUCUGGUGUACGUGGAAAUAGUGGGGCAUGCGUGAUUGGGACUGUGCAAUGGUGUGAGGGAAACAUGCAUAUAUAAUUUUUUUGUUGUGGUUGUGUGUGCUCUGUAUAUUUGGGGGGACAGGUUAAUAUGUUUUUUUUUAUGGUUUGCCUCUUUGUGUUGUUUUUUUGGCACAUAUCCUGUUAUUGUGUUGAAACGAGGACCCUCUCUUUUUGUAGGAGGGAAGGUAUGUAACCUAUUUUUAUGGUUUGCCUCUUUGUUAUGUUUAGUUCCUGUAUACGCCUUGAGCUCCUAUUUUGAAGGGAGAUAGAACGGAAAUGAUGUCAUCUUAGAGUGGAGCAGAAGUUUUGAAAGGAACGAAAAUAAAGUGGUCCUCGUGUGAAA
Molecule: messenger RNA, 5094 nt
Organism: Nerophis ophidion (straightnose pipefish)
Lineage: Eukaryota; Metazoa; Chordata; Actinopteri; Syngnathiformes; Syngnathidae
Exons: 4
Coding region: 1-3144 (1047 amino acids)
Source: RefSeq, a predicted model, not a curated record